Molecule: messenger RNA, 1159 nt
Organism: Mercurialis annua (annual mercury)
Lineage: Eukaryota; Viridiplantae; Streptophyta; Magnoliopsida; Malpighiales; Euphorbiaceae
Product: zinc finger protein ZAT9
Exons: 1
Coding region: 80-1069 (329 amino acids)
Biological process (GO): regulation of DNA-templated transcription
Source: RefSeq, a predicted model, not a curated record
UAUAUACACAACACACGCGCAAACCCUUCUUUCCUUAGUAGUAAUAUAUAGAAGCCAAAGAGCUUCUCAAUCACCAUCAAUGGAGAAAAAUCGUAUCUGCAAGAUCUGUAACAGACGUUUUGCUAAUGGAAAAGCCAUGGGAGGCCACAUGAGAUCCCAUUUAGCUAAACUUCCUUUACCUCCUAAACCAAUCGUUCAGCAAGUUCAGAGUCCAUCUCCAAUCAAAUUACCGUCACCGUCUCCGUCAUCUUCUUCUUCCCUAAACUACCCGUAUAAUCGUAUGCAAUCUUACCGAUCUGUUAAUCAUGAGCUUCCUUUUAGGUCAUCAAAACCUAAUCUUUCCGUUACUGCUACUGUUAAUGAUGUUAAUGACGAUGGAAGUGAUACAGAUUCGAUGAGGAACAAUAAUCCAACCGGAAGAAGAUCGAAACGACGUCGCAAAUCUAUAGAAAAAGUGGUUGAAUCGUCGCCUGAACAUGUAAGUUGGAUCACUCAUGAUUUUCUUAAUGAAGAAGAUGUUGCUUUGUGUCUUCUUAUGCUUUCAGAAGAUAGACGUGCUUGGGAGUAUAUGAAAAAAAAGUUUAAGCAUGACUCUGAACCCGAACCCGAGAAUGAAGGUGAAGGUGGUGAUGAGGAUGAAGAUGAUGAGUCAUUCGAUGUUAUUCCUAUUCGAUCCAAAGCGAAAACUAAAUACAAGUGCCAAACAUGCAAAAAAGUGUUCCGAUCUUAUCAAGCAUUAGGCGGACACAAGGCGAGUCAUAAGAAGAUCAAAACUACUCAGGAAUACGAAGAAUGUAGUUGGGGCGGCGGGGGAGCUGGGGGUGGCGCCAGUGCUCGAAAUUGCGAUCCGGUAUUGGAGCAUAGGGUGUUCAAGUGUCCAUUUUGUGAGAAGGUGUUUGAUUCUGGGCAGGCACUUGGUGGUCACAAAAAGGUGCACUUUUCUUACUUAGGGGAUCCUAAAGUGUUAGCUAAAUCCAGUGAUACUUUAUUAGAUCUCAAUUUACCAGCUCCUCAAGAUGAAGAUGAUGGUGAACUUGAUCAAGCUCAGUCUUAUUAUCUUAGAAAUUGAAACGAAAUUGCAGCUUUUAAUCUAGUUCAAUGUAAGUCAUCAUGAACACACAUUUAAAUGCUCUUAUUUUGAUUGUGCAUAUUUUAUAAU